AUGGUGGGUGUUUCUACUACUGACGAAAACCGCAAGCCAAUGGAUAACAUAAAUCAUAUUGGGUCUAUCAUACUUCCGACUCCAAGUACUACACCUACCUCUCCUAUCGAUACCACAUCAAAUAAUCUAUAUUUUAAAAACAAAAAAGAGUCUGCAUUCUCCACUGAUACAAUAACAUCCAAAAUUCAUGACCCAUUCAAACACCCCGACAUGAUCAAAUCCUCACAAUCUGCAUUAGCCACACCAAAACCCGAUACUCCUCAAAGACUGAUUAAAGUUUUUUUCGAGUCAAAUUUAAACCAAAAGGAUGCCGGUGAGCUGAUUCUAGAAACAGACGAAGAUUUGGAAUGUGCAGAUAUUCUAGAUUUGAGCACGGCUACACCUCCAAUGUCAAAAAAUCGAUGCUAUUUAGCUAGAAUUCAGACUCCUUCACUCAUUCAACCCACACCAUUUCAAUCAUCACUACAAUCUUUACUAGCGCAUUCAAGUCCAAUUACUCCUCAUUUUCUUUCGCAAAAACCUAGCAACUCCCUUCUUUCAACCCCACUUGCUCAGUAUCUUAGUUCUACCAUGGGGAUGUCUUCCAAUGUAUGCAAUCAGCUGAAACAGUGCGUUCCACCAGCAAAGAUGCUUCGAAAUGAAGAAUGUGAUACCCUUGAUUUUCAAAACGACCAACCAGAACUUCAUGAUACCAAAUGUGCCUCUCCAGCUCAUUUCAAAGUAGUUUCUGAAGACUUGUGUGUCGCUACUCAGUAUGCCACGCGAGAUUGUUUGAUUGACGACUACAAACAGCUAUAUACAGAAACAUUCAAAAAUGUUGAUUUGGAAACAAUUCGAAAAUUUGCUGAUAAUAUUAGUAACUUAGAAGAGAAGGCGGAGUUUGAAUGUGUUUUGGAUCAGUGGAUUAACGAUUUAUGGGACGAAGCACGGAUUGAUAGAGUGAUUCGAAAAUCUGAUAUUUUAAUGCGCCAUCCUCAGCUUGAGCCGCCUACAAGAUACAUAGUUUUGGAAUGGAUGCGUGAGGUUUCUGCACAGGUGAUUCAGUCCAGAAAAACAUUUCACAUGGCAGUUAAAUUUCUGGAUGGAUUUCUUGCAUUGAAUGAAAAUUUAGCCGAGGAUGAUUUUCAACUGGUUGCUGCGGCUUGCCUAUUUCUUUCUUCUCGGUUUGAGGAGACUUUACCACCAACUUUGCGUUUUUUUGCAGAGUUCAAUAUUGCCGAUGUAGAUGAUCAACAAGAGGUCGAACGAACUAUUAAAUGUACACGCGAUUUUACAGAAAAAGUCGAGGCGAAUUUACUUUAUCAUAUGCACUGGGAUGCUUUAAUUCCAACCAUGGUUGAUUUUCUUGCUCGAUAUUUUCAAUUUGCAUAUACAUUUUGGCCACAAAAAGAAACGCAUUGGUUACCCACAUCUCUGAUGAACAACGAAGUCAACAAAGACUGUUUCAAAUGUUUUUCAAUGCGUCGAUUUGAUCCCUAUUGGUAUGCUUCUGCUGCGAGUAUUAUGGAUCAAACGUUGUUUUAUCCCAAAUACUUGGAGUACAAGCAUAGUGUGAUUGCAGCAGCAGCAUUUUGGCUUUCAUGGCCUGACAAAGAUACCCGACAAGAAGUAGCUGAAGCAGUGACUGGUCUCAAAGUACAUCAGAUUAUGCCAUGUGUGGAAUUUAUUAGAAAAUGCGAUAUUCAAGUUGAAAAUUUCAUCGAGGUUGUCCGCGGUCCAAUGUGGGAGUUUGUUGUCGAUGCCAAUGCCAACUCGGAUGACAAAUACAGGACACCAUUUGACAUUGUCGACAAUCAAAUUAUGGGACUUCCGCGCGACUAA
Messenger RNA from Batrachochytrium dendrobatidis JAM81, 1821 nucleotides. RefSeq lists its product as uncharacterized. Lineage: Eukaryota; Fungi; Chytridiomycota; Chytridiomycetes; Rhizophydiales. Gene Ontology annotation, molecular function: cyclin-dependent protein serine/threonine kinase regulator activity. Bases 1 to 1821 code for a protein of 606 amino acids. The transcript is spliced from 9 exons. Gene Ontology annotation, biological process: regulation of cyclin-dependent protein serine/threonine kinase activity; mitotic cell cycle phase transition. Gene Ontology annotation, cellular component: cytoplasm; cyclin-dependent protein kinase holoenzyme complex; nucleus. The record is from RefSeq and is a predicted model, not a curated record.